CCCCCUAUAGAAAACAAAACCAAACCCUUUACGCUUCCCAACGCCAUGGCCUCCGUCUCCGGCGGCGGCGCGGCGGAGGCGACGGUGGGGCUGCGGAGCACCUCCUUCCCCACGCCGACCGCGUCCUCCUCAUCCACGUCAUCCCCGUCGUCACCUCCAUCCCCUCCCCGUCGGGGUAUCGCAUCCCGAUCGAGCGGAUGGAGAGGGAGGUGGUGGAGAUGUACGUCCAAGACGUGAAAUCCAAGUCGCAGCAGGUGUUCUCCACCUUUAAGAGGCUCUGCGGCCGAAGAAACGUUGAGACUUUAGUAUUGGAAGGGGAGAGCCCUGCUGUCGCUCUGUUGAGGUAUGUAUCCGAGUGUGGUAUCAGGAAUUUGGUGUUGGGCGCCUCCUCCAUGCGUUGGAUCAGAAGGAUAUUUAAGCGCCCAGAUGUGGCCACUGUGCUCUUGAAGUCUGCGCCAUGUUCUUGCAACAUAUUUGCUGUGUCGAAACGGCAUCUUUCCAUGAAAUUUGCCAAUGACCCCUUUGUUGGUGGGAACAAUAUGCAAAUACAAAAAAUAAGUCAUAAGGCAUUUGUUGCAAGUCAAAAAAAAUUAAUCUUUGAUAAGCAAUCUUUAUAUGGUUCUCAAGAUAGUGAGACGCUGCAAAAACCGGCGCUAGUAGAAGCUAGUUCAUACCCAAAAUUUUCUAGUGAUGGAAGUGCUUCAAUUGAUGCCGGUCAAGGUUCAGAAAAUGCAUUAAUGAUCCCACACAAUGGAGAUCUUCAUGAAAAGAGCUCGAAUGAAGCUCCAGUCGAAGCAGUAAAACUGAGGAUAGAGUUGCAGAAUACACUUGCAAUGUACAACCGAGCAUGUGACGAUCUGAUACAUGCUAAGAAGAAGGUUGUAAUACUCGGAUACCGUUUGUUUUGUCCUAGUUGCUUUGCACGCGAGGACAUACUUUCCUUCCAAGACAGAGAAAUUCAUUUGCUUUCUGCUGAAUGUUCUGGAGAGGCUGAGAAGGUGAAAGAUGCACUAGAAAGAGAAAAAAUGUUGAAUAAGGUAGUUGCAGAAGAGAAGGCUAAACAUUUGAAAGCAAUGAAAGAAGUAGAGCAAGCAAAAGAAUUACUCGCAAAGGAGGUUCUAGAUAGGCAUAAGGCAGAAAUUGCUGCAAAUCGAGUCUCCUCGGAGAAGUCAAGAGUUGUGGAAGCAUUUUUGUCUAGUGAAAGAAGGUGUAGAAGGUACUCGAGGAAUGAAAUAGAGGUUGCGACUGAUAACUUCUCCGACACAAAGAAGAUUGGUGAAGGAAGUUAUGGUGAUGUGUACAAGUGCUCCCUGGAUCACACUGCAGUAGCUGUCAAGGUUCUUCGACAGGAUUCUGGUGACAAGAAAGAAGAAUUCUUGAGAGAGGUUGAGAUUCUUAGCCAACUUCGUCAUCCCCACAUGCUUUUAUUGCUUGGUUUCUGUCCUGAAAAUGGUUGCCUUGUGUAUGAAUACAUGGAGAAUGGCAGUUUAGAAGAUCAACUAUUCUAUAAUAAGGGUAAGGAGCCGCUUCCUUGGAAUGUUCGGUUUCGAAUCAUCUUUGAAGUGGCUUGUGGGCUCGCGUUCUUACAUGGCACUAAGCCCGAGCCUAUCGUUCAUCGUGACCUAAAACCAGGGAACAUUUUGCUGGACCGAAAUUAUGUGAGUAAGAUUGGAGACGUUGGUUUGGCGAAGCUUGUUUCGGAUGUUGUGCCUGAUGGUCUCACAGAAUACAAGGAGACCAUUCUUGCUGGUACACUAUAUUAUAUGGAUCCUGAAUACCAGCGAACCGGAACAAUCAGACCCAAGUCGGAUUUGUAUGCCUUGGGAAUUAUAGCUCUACAAAUUCUUACCGCUAAGCAUCCAAAUGGGUUGGUGGUGAGUGUGGAGAACGCGAUUAAAGGAGGUACCUUUCUUGAUGUUCUCGAUAAAUCUUUAACAGAUUGGCCAGUUGUUGAAGCGGAGAAGUUAGCGAGACUUGCGUUAAAAUGUUCGAGGCUAAGGUGCAGGGAUAGGCCAGAUCUCGAAUCAGAGGUUUUACCCGAGCUCGAAGAACUUUUCUACAUGUCGAAUGUUUGCUUUAAGUUGAGAAAAUCUAUUGAUUAUGCCCCUAGCCACUACUACUGCCCUAUAUUGAAGGAGAUAAUGGAUGAUCCGUACAUUGCGGCAGAUGGGUACACAUACGAGUAUAGAGCAAUAAAAGCAUGGCUUGAGAAACAUAUGAUAUCUCCUGUUACUAAACAUAGGCUUUCUCAUUCCUCCAUUAUGCCGAACCAUGCUUUGCGAUCAGCGAUACAAGAAUGGAAGGCGCGAGCAGCUUUUCUGAACUCGUGAGACGGGAGGUAUCUAUCAAUGCUGUAUAUAGUUGUAAUAUUUUGAUGAAAGACUAGGGUUCUGAGUCUGAAUCGAAAAUAGGGUACAUAGAUAGAAAACAUUCUUUAUAAGGGAAAAAAAAGAAGAGGGAGAGAAAUUGGUAGGUUAGUGACGAUAAUUUACCUAGGAAAUGGAGCAUGUACAGCAGGUUUUAACUUAAAUAACUUAAUUAAUAGAGCAAGCAAACCUGAGUUCUUGGAGAAUUUAGCUCGUUUGGUUUGUUAAAUGUUCGCGGAUGAAAUUAAGGCUUAGUAAAAUAUCAAUAAUGAAGAUAAUAAGACUUUUUAA
Molecule: messenger RNA, 2657 nt
Organism: Ananas comosus (pineapple)
Lineage: Eukaryota; Viridiplantae; Streptophyta; Magnoliopsida; Poales; Bromeliaceae
Product: U-box domain-containing protein 34
Exons: 9
Coding region: 198-2330 (710 amino acids)
Biological process (GO): protein phosphorylation; protein ubiquitination
Molecular function (GO): protein kinase activity; ATP binding; ubiquitin-protein transferase activity
Source: RefSeq, a predicted model, not a curated record